This is a messenger RNA of Dichomitus squalens LYAD-421 SS1, 720 nucleotides long. RefSeq names its product HET-domain-containing protein. The transcript is spliced from 2 exons. The annotation marks the transcript as partial. NCBI's taxonomy places the organism in Eukaryota, Fungi, Basidiomycota, Agaricomycetes, Polyporales, Polyporaceae. The record is from RefSeq and is a predicted model, not a curated record.
AUGCGCUUCUUGAAUACGGAAACCGGGGAGUUCGUCGAGCGACCCCCCGAGACGACAAGAUAUGCCAUCUUGUCGCAUACGUGGAAUGAGGAAGGCGAACAGACGUUUACGGGGCUGAGGGAGAUCCAGACGCGCUACAAUAGGCGUGUCCGAGAGGCAUGUAGGGUAGCGCGCGAGGCUGGAUACGAUUACCUCUGGAUCGACUCGAGCUGCAUCGACAAGUCGAGCAGCUCCGAGCUGUCGGAGGCAAUCAAUUCGAUGUACGAGUGGUACGGUCGCUCCACGCUGUGCUAUGCAUAUCUCGCCGAUGUUCCUUCUGACGAGGAUCCUCGUGCAAAAAACUCCGCCUUCCGUAAGAGCCGAUGGUACAAACGCGGGUGGACACUCCAGGAGCUCGUCGCACCGCGUAGGGUGACGUUCCUCUCCACCGACUGGGUAUUCAUUGGAACAAAGCACAUGCUCGUUGAUGUCAUCGAGGACAUCACUGGGAUUGCGGAUGAGGCGCUAUUGCACCUCAAGUCGCUCGACGAAUUCAGUGUGGCCCAGCGACUGUCGUGGGCUGCCCAGCGGGAGACGACGAGAGUUGAGGACCACGCGUACUCGCUUCUCGGGAUCUUUGACAUCAAUAUGACCACGCUGUAUGGCGAGGGUCUACGCUCUUUCCGCCGGCUGCAAGAGGAGAUUAUGCGGAGAGUACCGGACCAGAGCAUCUUUGCAUGG